CGCCCCCACUGUCUCUGAGCACCUAAAACCCUCGAGCCGUCAUGUCGCUCUCCACUGUCCACCACGCCGCCGCCGCCGCCGGCGGGUCGGGGAAAUCCUUUUCCCCGGCCGCUGCGACGGUGCGCCUGCCGAGGAGACGGCUUCCUGGCGCUGCCGCGGUGUCCGCGGCGACUGUGGAGGCGGACCCGGCGGCGGACAGGGUCGCGGCGCUGAGUCAGGUGUCCGGCGUGCUGGGGUCGCAGUGGGGUGACGAGGGAAAGGGGAAGCUCGUCGACGUGCUCGCCCCCCGGUUCGACAUCGUCGCGCGGUGCCAGGGUGGAGCAAAUGCUGGACACACCAUUUACAAUUCUGAAGGAAAGAAAUUUGCUCUCCAUCUUGUUCCAUCUGGUAUUCUCCAUGAAGGAACAUUAUGUGUUGUUGGCAAUGGAGCGGUGAUCCACGUUCCAGGGUUUUUUAAUGAAAUUGAUGGGCUUGGAUCCAAUGGAGUCAACUGCGAUGGAAGAAUAUUGGUCUCUGACCGGGCACAUCUACUCUUUGACCUGCAUCAGGCUGUAGAUGGUCUUAGGGAAGCUGAGCUUGCUAAUUCCUUCAUAGGGACGACUAAGAGAGGCAUUGGACCAUGUUAUUCCAGCAAGGUCACUCGAAACGGGUUGCGAGUCUGUGAUCUAAGGCACAUGGACACUUUUGGGGAUAAGCUUGAUGUCUUAUUCAAAGAUGCUGCUUCAAGGUUUGAAGGCUUCGAGUACAGCAAAAGCAUGCUCAAGGAAGAGGUUGAGAGGUACAAAAAAUUUGCAGAGCGCUUGGAGCCUUUCAUUGCUGAUACAGUUCAUGUGUUGAAUGAAGCUAUCCAACAGAAGAAGAAAAUUCUGGUUGAAGGUGGUCAAGCAACUAUGUUGGAUAUCGAUUUUGGAACUUACCCAUUUGUGACUUCUUCCAGCCCUUCAGCUGGUGGAAUAUGCACUGGCCUUGGGAUUGCCCCCAGGUGCAUAGGUGACCUGAUCGGAGUGGUAAAAGCUUAUACAACAAGGGUUGGCUCUGGGCCUUUUCCAACUGAACUGUUUGGAGAGGAAGGCGGUCUGCUUAGGAAGGCAGGAAUGGAAUUUGGGACAACAACUGGCCGCCCAAGGCGUUGUGGCUGGCUUGACAUUGUUGCACUAAAGUACUGCUGUGAUAUCAAUGGGUUUUCAUCUCUUAAUCUAACCAAACUUGAUGUUCUGUCUGGAUUACCAGAAAUUAAGUUGGGUGUUUCUUAUAACAAACCUGAUGGGCAGAAGCUGCAAUCCUUCCCAGGGGAUCUUGAUACCCUCGAGCAAGUACAGGUCAACUACGAGGUGUUGCCUGGGUGGCAAAGUGACAUUUCAUCUGUUCGGAGUUACAGUGAACUUCCCCUAGCUGCCCAACGCUACGUGGAGAGGAUAGAAGAGCUCGUUGGCGUUCCAGUUCACUACAUUGGUGUUGGACCUGGGAGGGAUGCUCUGAUAUACAAGUAAAAGCAACUCCAUUUGGUCAUCAUUUGAACCAAAAAAGUUCUGCCCUAACUUGUCCUUGAGCAACGCUCAUCAGCAUUGCUGUUAUUUCGUCGGUAGCUGUAAUACAUUGGAAAAGCUACUGACUGGUAAUGUGAUGCAAUGCCUGCAAUAAUUCUGAGAAAUCUUCCAAGAUAUCAGCAUAAUAUGCAAUAAUUUUGGGUUGCUUUAUA
Molecule: messenger RNA, 1699 nt
Organism: Oryza brachyantha (malo sina)
Lineage: Eukaryota; Viridiplantae; Streptophyta; Magnoliopsida; Poales; Poaceae
Product: adenylosuccinate synthetase, chloroplastic
Exons: 4
Coding region: 42-1490 (482 amino acids)
Biological process (GO): IMP metabolic process; 'de novo' AMP biosynthetic process
Cellular component (GO): cytoplasm
Molecular function (GO): GTP binding; adenylosuccinate synthase activity
Source: RefSeq, a predicted model, not a curated record